Molecule: messenger RNA, 798 nt
Organism: Stomoxys calcitrans (stable fly)
Lineage: Eukaryota; Metazoa; Arthropoda; Insecta; Diptera; Muscidae
Exons: 1
Source: RefSeq, a predicted model, not a curated record
AAUAAUAAUAAUAAUAAUAAUAAUAAUAAUAAUAAUAAUAAUAAUAAUAAUAAUAAUAAUAAUAAUAAUAAUAAUAAUAAUAAUAAUAAUAAUAAUAAUAAUAAUAAUAAUAAUAAUAAUAAUAAUAAUAAUAAUAAUAAUAAUAAUAAUAAUAAUAAUAAUAAUAAUAAUAAUAAUAAUAAUAAUAAUAAUAAUAAUAAUAAUAAUAAUAAUAAUAAUAAUAAUAAUAAUAAUAAUAAUAAUAAUAAUAAUAAUAAUAAUAAUAAUAAUAAUAAUAAUAAUAAUAAUAAUAAUAAUAAUAAUAAUAAUAAUAAUAAUAAUAAUAAUAAUAAUAAUAAUAAUAAUAAUAAUAAUAAUAAUAAUAAUAAUAAUAAUAAUAAUAAUAAUAAUAAUAAUAAUAAUAAUAAUAAUAAUAAUAAUAAUAAUAAUAAUAAUAAUAAUAAUAAUAAUAAUAAUAAUAAUAAUAAUAAUAAUAAUAAUAAUAAUAAUAAUAAUAAUAAUAAUAAUAAUAAUAAUAAUAAUAAUAAUAAUAAUAAUAAUAAUAAUAAUAAUAAUAAUAAUAAUAAUAAUAAUAAUAAUAAUAAUAAUAAUAAUAAUAAUAAUAAUAAUAAUAAUAAUAAUAAUAAUAAUAAUAAUAAUAAUAAUAAUAAUAAUAAUAAUAAUAAUAAUAAUAAUAAUAAUAAUAAUAAUAAUAAUAAUAAUAAUAAUAAUAAUAAUAAUAAUAAUAAUAAUAAUAAUAAUAAUAAUAAUAAUAAUAAUAAUAAUAAUAAUAAUAAUAAUAAUAAUAAUAAUAAUAAU